Messenger RNA from Scophthalmus maximus (turbot), 2514 nucleotides. Its product is annotated as receptor activity-modifying protein 1. Gene Ontology annotation, molecular function: coreceptor activity. NCBI's taxonomy places the organism in Eukaryota, Metazoa, Chordata, Actinopteri, Pleuronectiformes, Scophthalmidae. Gene Ontology annotation, cellular component: cell surface; signaling receptor complex; membrane. The transcript is spliced from 5 exons. Gene Ontology annotation, biological process: angiogenesis; regulation of G protein-coupled receptor signaling pathway; receptor internalization. The record is from RefSeq and is a predicted model, not a curated record. The coding region runs from base 600 to 1118 and encodes 172 amino acids.
CUAUGUCCACACUUCUCUCAAUCCUACCGACAGCAGCUUUAAACCAAAUGUGUGUAUUUACAGUUUACACACGCCAUUAUGUAUGGUGGAAAAAAAAAGUUCAACUUAAAGCAAAUCAUAGAAAACCAGAUCUUUCCUUGGGAGUAUUGAAGUCUGUGCUGAGUGUCAGUGACAUGGCCCACUUCAUUUGCUGCGUGGGAGUUGGCUCUCAGUGAGAGGAGGAUCAUAUGAUGUGGAAAUGGCCCCUGGUUGUUGUUUUGUAAUAAGAGCCUGGCAACCCUCUGCUGAGUGUGUGCUGGGAUUGCAUUAUAUAGACCAUUCCUCUGAUCCUGAAUAGGAACAGGGGGUAAGAAAAUCACACCAGCAAUGUUAAAUAUAUAUUUGAGAUACCACCAUACAGGCUUGUUGACACUGAGGCCUCUUAGUUCAAGUGUGUCUCUGGGGGGGAGCAUGGGGAAGCAUGGGAACAGCCAGGCUUAGUCUGGGAAAGGAAGCAAGCUGUCUGUUUCUGUUACACAAUCCAAUUAUCUCUAAGUUGCACCAAUGAGAAACUGGACCAGAUCACCACAGAAGCUUUUUGUGACCAUGCAGUUGUGCACAUGUUAGUUGGCUGGUGCGCAAGCACAGGUUCCAUUCAAGACAUUAACCAGGGAUCUAAAAGGGAAAAUAAAAGCAGUUGCCAAAAAGCUGAGAUGGUGUUGACGGCAUGUUUGUUGGCUCUUGUCUUCAUGUGGACAGUGUCGUCUUCUCCAGGAAUGGCUGCAAAAUCUGUUUCUCCACCAUGUGACCAGCACAUGUUUGAUAGCGAUGUUGACAACUGCCUGUCAGAGUUCAACAACAGCAUGGACACAAGUAGCUAUCGGGACAGUUGCCCAUGGCCUACUGUAAAACACAUCUACAACCAACUGAAGUUUUGUGUGGACGACUUGGCCAAAGUGUCUUGGUGCAAGAGUCAGACGUUUCUGGAAGACAAGGUCUUCUUGGGGGUCCACCAGACGUACUUUUCACUGUGUGGUCAGGUCCAAGACCCCCCACUCACCACUCUUAUCAUGUUAAUAACACCUGCUAUCAUUUUCACACUCUCUCUGCCUCUUUUGUGUAUCCAUCUCACCACCUGACGCUUUUCAAAAAAGAACAUAAAGGUACCCUCCAGGAUUAACCUAGCUUAACUUUAUUGGCUAAUCAAACUAGCUACUUGCUUUAAAUAUUUGUCUUUGCUACAUGUUACUGUCGAUUCACUGUUGUGUGUUUGUCAGAACAGCCACAAUUAAAAAUAUAAAACGUGAAAAGUACACAUAUAUAUAAAACACACCAAUAUACAAUAUACCACCAUCAAAGAGCCCAUUUAUAGGCAGCAUUUGGUGAACCAUAUCUUAAUCUACAUAAGUUUUUCAGCGUUUUUUUGGCCCUCUUGUCCUUCAAGAUUUCAACCUAGAAGCUUCAUUCAAAUAUCAAAACGUUCAGCUCAAUUAGGACAUUCUGGCUUUUUCGCAAAUUUCAUACUUUCCGAAAUAUUCAAUGUUUUUGUGAUCGUUCUAUUAAUUACAAACACUGCCCAUUUCCUACUCUUCAUCCAAAUUCAAGCCAGCAAUCCAGUUUAGUGUUGGCCUUUCAGCAGCCAUCAUUCACACUGCAAUUUCUUCACAAAUUGCCUUCUCUGGUUUUUAUUAUUACCCAAUGUUCAAAUCUUCAAAAGAGCACCGCAUGAUACCGCUGAUAUUUCUUCUACAGCAACUGUCAAGCUAUUAUUGUUGUAGUAGUAUUUAUUUUUCUUCUUAAAUUUCAAAUGUUCCCUCAUGUCUGGCUGUGCCAUGCUCUGUAAAUCAAAAUGUUCUUAGCAUAGACGUAAAAGAUUUAGCUUGACUGUCUAAGUACACUGCUGUGAAUGUAUGAUCUUUCUGGCUGUCAUUAUUUUGUUUUCCAGUUAAUCCUACCUAUCCGACGACGAUACAGCAAGUAUACAAAACCAAACUUUUAAGAUUUACUGCAAUGUUUAUUACCAAUUUCAAAAAAACGUAUAUGAUAAAAAAAAUGUACAUAACAUUUUAAAGAUGACAAAAAAUUAGGAUUCUGUUUGUAUUUGAAACGCAUAAUAAAUAUUUAUUUCAGACAAAAAAAUAACAUUUUACAGUUUUUUGAAAACCUCUUCACAACAAUAGCAAGCUGCUUUUCGAGUGCCGUGUCAGCCUGUGCAUGAACAAACUGCAUUUCAUAAUUUUGUACGAAUCAGUUGAUUGUAGUGUAGAUCUCAUGAUGGCCAAUCUGUCAUCAAAACAGUGCAAAGCACAACUAAGCAGUGUGUUUAACUGUAACAUAGCAUAUUGAGGUGUGUUGCCGUGUUUGUUGAAGAAUGGCUGUCUGUGCUUAUUGCUGCUUAAACAGUGUUUUGAGAUGAAUACUAAUAUUUCAUGAAAACUAACUAUUGAUAAUUGGUGUGGAUGUUAAAACUUAAAAUAUUAUUGUGGCAUCUUUACAAUUGUCAAAAUAAUGAUAACAAUAAAAUCAUAAAAUAUA